AUGGCCAUCCGUAGCCUUGUGGGCCUGGGCCUGGGCCUGGGCCUGGGCCUCUCCCAGCUCGUGUCCGCCUUUCCUACGACAUACCCAGAGUCCAACUCAACCGACGCCAAGCUGGGGGCUGUCGCCUCUGAGAGCGCCGUAUGCAGCAACAUCGGCAUCAAGCUGCUGGAGCAGGGCGGCAACGCCAUCGAUGCCAUGGUCGGCACCACGUUCUGUGUUGGUGUUAUUGGCAUGUACCAUAGUGACAUUGGCGGCGGAGGGUUCGCUCUCGUCAAGAGCCCCAACGGGACUUAUGAGUGUGUCGACUUCCGAGAGACUGCCGCGGCAUCUUACUUUGAGACCAUGUAUGUCAACAAAACCGACUUGAGCCUCUACGGUGGUCUCGCAGCUGGCGUCCCUGGCGAGCUGCGAGGGCUUGAAUACAUCCACAACAAGUACGGCAGUCUCCCGUGGAAGACGGUCAUGCAGCCCGCCAUCGAGGUCGCCCGCAACGGCUUCGAGGUCACGGCUGACACGGUCCGCUACAUCGCCUCCAUCACCAAGCCCGACUUCUUCACCCAGGACCCGUCGUGGGCCGUGGACUUCGCCCCCGACGGCACCAUCGUCCAGCUGGGCCAGACCAUGACCCGCAAGCGCUAUGCUGACACUCUGGAGACCAUCUCCAACGAGGGGGCGGGCGCUUUCUACGAGGGCGCCAUCGCCAACGCAACCAUCAACGCCCUCCAGGCUUCAGGCGGAACCAUGACCCUGGAGGAUCUUGCCAACUACACCAUUGCGAUUCGCGAUGCGGUCGACAUCAACUACCGGGGCUACAAGGCGACUGCCUGCAGCGCUCCCUCCGGCGGCGAGGUGGCACUCUCGAUGCUGAACAUCAUCAACGGCUUCGACGGCUUCGGCGACCCCGCCCAGAUCAACCUUAGCACCCAUCGCCUUGAUGAGGCCUUCAGGUGGUCGUACGGGCUGCGGGUGAACCUUGGCGACCCUUCUUUUGUGCCCAACUUGACCGAGUACCAAGCCGACAUGCUCUCCGAGGAGACGGCUGCUGAGAUCCGUUCAAAGAUCUCGGACGUGACAACCUUCAACUCCUCUUACUACAACCCCUCGAACAUCGAGGUUCUCUCCGACAAUGGCACAUCCCACAUUGCCGCCGCAGACAAGAGCGGCCUGAGCGUCUCCAUCACCACGACGAUCAACACCAUCUUCGGCUCUCGCGUCAUGGUCCCCGAGACUGGUGUGAUUCUCAACAAUGAGAUGAACGACUUCUCCACGCCCGGCUCCACAAACGCCUUCGGCUACGAGCCCAGUGAGGCCAACUUCAUCCGCCCCGGCAAGCGCCCGCUGUCGUCCAUCUCGCCAACCAUCCUCGAGUACCCGGACGGCGGGCUCUUCUUCAUCGGCGGGUCGGCGGGCGGCUCGCGCAUCAUCUCGGCCACGGCCCAGAUCAUCCACAACGCGCUCGACCGCGACAUGAGCGCCGCCGAGGCCCUGGCCGAGCCCAGGCUUCACGACCAGCUCAGCCCCAACGCCGUGUCGUUCGAGUACGCCUUUGACAACUCCACCACCGCCUUCAUGGCCAGCCUCGGCCACACGGUCCAGUGGGUGGCGCCCGGGUCGAGCACCGCGCAGGCUAUUAAGAGGCUGCCCAACGGCACGUUUGAUGCGGCGGGUGAGCCCAGGCAGCUUGCUAGCGGCGGAUUUACUAUCUGA
Molecule: messenger RNA, 1707 nt
Organism: Diaporthe citri
Lineage: Eukaryota; Fungi; Ascomycota; Sordariomycetes; Diaporthales; Diaporthaceae
Exons: 2
Coding region: 1-1707 (568 amino acids)
Biological process (GO): glutathione catabolic process
Cellular component (GO): plasma membrane
Molecular function (GO): glutathione gamma-glutamate hydrolase
Source: RefSeq, a predicted model, not a curated record